Theobroma cacao (cacao) is the source of this 2372-nucleotide messenger RNA. RefSeq names its product Protein kinase superfamily protein (gene HT1). Gene Ontology annotation, molecular function: ATP binding; protein serine/threonine kinase activity. The record is from RefSeq and is a predicted model, not a curated record. Gene Ontology annotation, biological process: protein phosphorylation. NCBI's taxonomy places the organism in Eukaryota, Viridiplantae, Streptophyta, Magnoliopsida, Malvales, Malvaceae.
GUAAUGCAUGAUCAGGAAAUGAAAAACUUUGCCACUGUGGCCAUUUAGCAUUAAUGAUGCAAAUGGAAAGAGGGAACAGAGACACAAACAGAAACAUAGGGAGUUGGAUUCGCUCGAGGAAAAAGCUCUCCGUCUGUCUAACUAUCUAUCUCUUUCGCGUUCUCUCUCUAUUUUUCUCGAAAGUCUUACUUUCGAACCGAGCAAUCACGAGAUACCCUUGAGAACCCUGCUUUGAAUUCAUCUUUCAGCUGCUAAACGAUCUAAUCUCCUGGUCCUAUUAGAAAGAAGCCGUGAAAACUUGCACUCUCUUUUCCUCUUCUCUCUGGAAAAUCUGCAUUUCCAUGAAUUUGCUCUUCAUUUGAACCUUUUUUUCCAUGAAAACAUGAAACCCCACAAUCACUUUCUCUACUUGUUAUUCGUCUAUAUGCAUCUCAUUGCGCUUCCAUGAAAUUCUCUUUGCUUCCAUCUCUGCUCUCAACUAUAAAGUCGGUGAAAUGGAAACCUGUAGUUUGGUUCUUUGUCUCUGUUAUCUGUGUCAAGGACCCGGAGGAUUCUCUUUGAGCAUGUCACUCUUUUGAGAAAUUCAUGAAAACCAUUCCCUCUUUUCCACUCUUCUACCAAACCCAUGUUUUUGAAUCAGUUCAUGCAGUUCCUAAAAUCAAUUCACACAUUCAGAAGGAAAAUACCUUUUGACUGUUUGUUUUUACAGGAUAAAGUUUCCUGCACAAUUCCUUAAACCCCUUAUCACGUAAAGGGCUAACAAGCCAGACCAAAAGCUUCAAUGGGAACCUCUUGUUUCCAUGCAUUUCGCCUUCGAAAAUCGAAAAGCAAACAUUUGCCAGCCCCUUCCUCAUCAAAAACACAGUUGAAUUCUGAUAUGGGGAACAUGGAAAAGAAGAGAUUUGAUAGCUUGGAAUCAUGGUCAAUGAUUUUGGACUCUGAGAAUGUGGAGACUUGGGAAGUUUCAAAGGACGAUCAAGAGGAGUGGACUGCUGAUCUUUCUCAAUUAUUUAUAGGUAACAAAUUUGCCUCCGGAGCUCAGAGUAGGGUUUAUCGUGGAAUUUACAAGCAGAGAGCUGUUGCUGUGAAAAUGGUGAGGAUUCCAAACCACAAGGAUGAGACUAGAGCCAAUCUUGAACAGCAGUUCAAGUCUGAAGUAGCUUUGCUCUCACGUCUCUUUCACCCCAAUAUAGUUCAGUUUAUUGCUGCUUGUAAGAAGCCACCUGUGUACUGUAUCAUCACAGAAUACAUGUCACAAGGGACUCUGAGGAUGUACCUGAACAAGAAAGAGCCAUACUCACUUUCAACAGAAACGAUACUGAGGUUAGCUCUCGACAUAUCCCGAGGAAUGGAGUAUCUUCAUUCACAAGGUGUGAUCCACAGGGACCUCAAAUCAAAUAAUCUGCUUCUAAAUGAUGAAAUGCGGGUUAAGGUGGCAGAUUUUGGUACAUCCUGUCUAGAAACACAGUGCCUAGAAACUAAAGGAAACAUGGGGACUUACCGCUGGAUGGCACCAGAAAUGAUUAAAGAGAAACCCUACACUAGGAAAGUCGAUGUGUACAGCUUUGGGAUUGUAUUAUGGGAGCUAACAACAGCUUUGCUUCCCUUUCAGGGAAUGACCCCUGUGCAGGCUGCAUUUGCUGUGGCUGAAAAGAAUGAACGGCCUCCACUGCCGGAGAGUUGUCAGCCCGCACUUGCACACCUCAUAAAGCGCUGCUGGGCAGCAAACCCCUCAAAGCGGCCAGACUUCUCUGACAUUGUUUCUGCCUUGGAAAGGUAUGAUGAAUGUGUUAAGGAGGGCCUCCCAUUAACUUCCCACUCAGGGCUGGUCAGCCGAAAUGUCAUUCUUGAACGGUUAAAGGGAUGUGUCUCUAUGAGCUCUUCUAUACCUGUACAUGCCUGACUCUAGUAGAAGGUAUCUCUAUUCGUCUUCCCUCUUUUAAGGUCAAGAUUACUUCAUAAUAAUUUGUACAUAGUUGAUGUUCUUUCAAUUAUCUAGGGCUGGAGGGUGCUGCUGUCGCAUUAAUAUGAGUUACAUAGAGUUGAUUUAGGUUUUGAACCCACUAUUCUAUUGUUCCCCCCUUGAUUAAUCAUUUUCAAUGUUUGGUAUUCAGCUUUCACUAAGAAAUGACUCUAUAACGGAAACAAUAUGAACAGAAUAGCUUCAGUGAUAAGUAAGUUUGAUAUUGUCUCUGAUCGCAAAAGUUGGAGCUAUGAUCUAAUGGUGGAAUCUAACUUGCUCAGCUAUGGCAAGACCCCUCCCUGUGAUCAAAAGGGGUAGAACCUUGGAUUCCUUAGUGUCAAAUGAUACUGUUGUUUCUAUGUUUUCCUGAUUGAUGAACCAUUUCUCUUAAAGAGAAUUCCCAUUUUAA